Messenger RNA from Pseudophryne corroboree (corroboree frog), 4408 nucleotides. RefSeq names its product structural maintenance of chromosomes 4 (gene SMC4). The coding region runs from base 99 to 3980 and encodes 1293 amino acids. Gene Ontology annotation, cellular component: chromosome; condensin complex. Lineage: Eukaryota; Metazoa; Chordata; Amphibia; Anura; Myobatrachidae. Gene Ontology annotation, biological process: mitotic chromosome condensation. The record is from RefSeq and is a predicted model, not a curated record. The transcript is spliced from 24 exons. Gene Ontology annotation, molecular function: protein binding; ATP binding; ATP hydrolysis activity.
CUGCCCGACUGUAACAUGGCCGACGCAGAAGCGUCUGCGAGCAUCACGUGAUCGCCCAUGGACAAAUCAUGAAGACCUGCGGCACAUAGGCGAUCACCAUGCCACCCAAAAAGACCAAAACCUCCACAGCCGUGGCCAGGGAACCCGCGGAGCGGCUCCUGAGUGAGAGCGACUCGGCCCUGCCUGCUCCCGAGGAAGCACAAGCGGAUGGGCAGCCAGCGGCACAAGAGACUCCUAAUGAGGUGACUGACAAUCGAAGUUUAGAGGAGAUUUUAAGUAGCAUCCCUCCUCCCCCACCUCCAGCAAUGACCAAUGAAGCUGGAGCUCCUCGUCUCAUGAUAACCCAUAUUGUGAACCAGAACUUCAAAUCGUAUGCUGGUGAACGCAUCUUGGGGCCCUUUCAUAAGCGCUUUUCGUGCAUUAUUGGGCCCAAUGGUAGUGGAAAAUCCAAUGUCAUUGAUUCAAUGCUGUUUGUUUUUGGAUAUCGAGCUCAAAAAAUAAGAUCCAAAAAACUGUCGGUACUGAUCCAUAAUUCUGAUGAGCACAAAGAUGUUCAGAGCUGCACCGUGGAAGUUCAUUUUCAGAAGAUCAUCGACAAGGAAGGUGAUGAUUUUGAAGUAAUCCCUGAUAGCAAGUUCUAUGUAUCAAGAACUGCUUAUAAAGAUAAUUCCUCUGUGUAUCACAUUAGUGGUAAGAAAAAGUCAUUUAAGGAUGUUGGUGUUUUGCUCAGAAGUCAUGGGAUUGAUUUGGAUCACAACAGGUUUCUUAUUUUGCAGGGUGAAGUUGAACAGAUUGCUAUGAUGAAGCCUAAAGGACAAACCGAGCAUGAUGAAGGAAUGCUGGAAUAUUUAGAAGAUAUUAUUGGUUCAGAGAGACUAAAAGAACCAAUUGAAAUUCUGUGUCGCAGAGUUGAAGCUCUAAAUCAGCAGAGAGGGGAAAAGCUUAAUAGAGUGAAACUUGUGGAAAAAGAGAAGGAUGCAUUAGAAGGAGAAAAAAAUAAGGCUAUUGAAUUUCUUACUGUGGAAAAUGAAACUUUUAAGAAGAAGAAUCAGAUCUGUCAAUAUUACAUACACGACUUGCAGAAACGUACUCAAGAUAUGGAUGCGCAAAAGAAAAAGAUUCAAGAAGAUACAAAAGAGAUUACUGAGAAAAGUAAAUUGUUGUCUGAAGAAAUGAAAGAAAAGAACAAAGCUUUGAAAGACUUUGAAAAGCAAAUCCAUAAAAUCACCAAAUUUAUUGAAGAUAAUAGAGAGAAAUUUACUCAGUUAGACUUGCAAGAUGUUGAUGUUCGUGAGAAGCUGAAGCAUUCAAAGAGUAAAGUGAAAAAGCUUCAGAAACAACUUCAAAAGGACAAAGAAAAGGUAGAAGAAUUACGAAGUGUACCUGCUAACAGCCAGAAGAUUAUAGAUGAGGCCAGCAAUAAAAAAGCCGUCCUUGAAAAGGAAAAAGAGGAGCAGGAAGAUAAACUGAAAGAAGUUAUGGAUAGUCUUAAGAAGGAAACCAAAGGUUUGCAAGAGGAUAAGGAGGUGAAAGAGAAAGAGCUGAUGGAGUUAAACAAGAGUGUCAAUGAGACGCGUUCACAGAUGGAUGUGGCACAGUCUGAGCUGGAUAUUUAUUUGAGUCGUCAUAAAACUGCAUUGUCCCAACUAAACAAAGCAAAGGAAGCGUUGAACACUGCUUCAGCAACAUUGAAAGAAAGAAAAUCUGCAAUUAAAGAACUAGAGACAGAGCUACCAAAGGCUGAAGAAGAUCUUAAAAAGAAAGAAAGUGAUUUUGAAAAACUCAUACGAGAAGAAAUCACUGUAAAGAAUGGCGUUCGAGAGAUACGACAGAAAGUGGAAGAAGCAAGAAGUUCUUUAUCUGCAAAUCGUAGCAGAGGAAAGGUUCUUGAUGCUUUGAUUCAGCAGAAGAAAUUGGGAAAAAUCCCUGGCAUCUAUGGAAGACUGGGUGAUCUUGGAGCUAUUGAUGAAAAAUAUGAUGUUGCCAUUUCAUCAUCAUGCGGAGCUCUGGAUCAUAUUGUUGUGGAUACAAUUGAUACUGCACAAGAGUGUGUUAAUUUUUUGAAGAAACAGAAUGUUGGCGUAGCAACGUUCAUUGGCUUAGACAAGAUGAAGGUGUGGGAAAAGGGAACGGCUACUAUACAGACCCCUGAAGGCAUCCCACGUUUGUUUGACAUGGUCAUAGUUAAAGAUGAGCAGAUAAGACCUGCGUUCUACUUUGCACUAAGGGAUACCCUUGUUGCAGAUAGUUUAGAUCAAGCGACCAGAGUGGCCUUUCAGAAAGACAAGAGGUGGAGAGUGGUGACUUUACAUGGACAAAUUAUUGAGCAGUCAGGUACAAUGACUGGUGGUGGGGGCAAGGCGAUGAAAGGCAGAAUGGGAAAUGCAAUUGUGGUUGAAAUUUCAGAAGAACAGCUGCAAAAGAUGGAGUCCAAACUGAAAUCUGACUCUGAUAAAGCAACAGCAAUUCAGGAUUGCAAAGUAGAUCUUGAGGAACAGCUGUCUAAAUUGCGGCAAUCCACAAGACAGAUGAAGAAUACCUUUGAGAAGUACACAGCCAGUUUGCAGAAUCUUUCUGAGCAAGAGGCACACCUGAAAACUCAGGUCAAAGAGCUCGAGACCAAUGUAGCUGCCGCUGCACCUGACAAAAAUCAACAAAAGCAGAUGGAUAAAAGCUUGGAAACUUUUACAAAGGAGUAUGAAAAGGCUGCAGAGAAAGCUGGAAAAGUAGAAGCAGAAGUAAAGAGACUUCACAAACUCAUAGUUGAUAUCAACAACCAUAAAUUAAAAGCUCAGCAGGACAAACUAGAUAAGAUCAACAAAGACGUAGAUGAGUGUGUCUCUUCUAUAACAAAAGCUCAAGUGUCAAUCAAGACUGCAGACAGAAACCUCAAGAAAGCAGAGGAGUCUGUUACCCGCACAGAAAAAGAAAUUGUUGACAAUGACAAAACUAUAGAAGACUUGACAGAACAAUUAAAAAAUCUAGAGGAAAAAGCAACUGCAGUAAUGACUGAAUGCAAAGAAGCAGAGGGUUCACUCACUGAGAUCCAAGAACAGCACAAAGAGUUACUACAAGAAAUGAAAGCGGUUCAGGAUAAGGAGCACGCCCUUCAAAAGGAUGCACUAAAUAUCCGGCUUAAAAUUGAGCAAAUAGAUGGGCACAUAGCUGAGCAUCAGUCUAAAAUCAAAUACUGGCAAAAAGAGAUAUCAAAAAUUACACUUCAUAACAUAGAAGGCAAUCCAGAGGAGAUUCUGCACAUACUAACCCAAGAAGAACUAGAGGCAAUAAAGAAUCCAGAUCAAAUAAAUAAUCAAAUUGCACUUUUAGAAGCAAAGAGUCAUGAAAUGAAGCCAAACCUUGGUGCUAUUGCUGCAUAUAAAAUGAAGGAGGAGCUAUAUUUGCAAAGAGUUGCAGAACUUGAUGAAAUCACAAAUGAGAGAGAUCAAUUUAGAAGAGCUUUUGAAGAUCUUCGUAAGCAAAGACUUAAUGAGUUUAUGGCUGGAUUUAAUGUCAUAACAAACAAACUAAAAGAAAACUACCAGAUGUUGACUUUGGGAGGUGACGCAGAGCUGGAACUCGUGGAUAGCUUAGAUCCAUUUUCAGAAGGCAUCAUGUUUAGUGUGAGACCACCAAAGAAGAGUUGGAAGAAAAUAUUUAAUCUUUCAGGCGGAGAGAAAACCUUAAGUUCUCUAGCUUUGGUGUUUGCUCUUCACCAUUAUAAGCCAACACCUCUGUACUUCAUGGAUGAGAUUGACGCUGCUUUGGACUUCAAAAAUGUUUCCAUUGUUGCAUUUUACAUUUAUGAACAAACUAAAAAUGCCCAGUUCAUAAUUAUAUCAUUACGGAAUAACAUGUUUGAGAUUGCGGACAGACUCAUCGGAAUUUAUAAGACUCACAACACAACCAAAAGUGUGGCUACAAAUCCAAAAAUUAUUGCUUCUAAAGGACUUGCUGAACUUGGUGCUUCCCAGUGUGUCUGAAUUGUGUCAGGGGGUAAAGGAUCUGAUACACACACUCUUCUCAUUGGAGCUGUCAUCAUAUUCCUGACUUUCAUUGGAGCAGGGAGGACAAGUAACAGGGACUGAACUGGGCUAUAUAAUGGCUCACCCUGAGGACCCUUUCACACCUUACCUGCUUUAGCCAUAAUACAUUCUCAUCUAGUGCUGCUACUGUCAUUAGCUUGCAAGUGUUCAUUUGCAGGCUAAUUCUACCUUCGUUCUUGAAAUUUCGUUUGUUUCUUCAGUAUAACAUUAUAUCUGGGUAUACAUUUUCCUUAUCUGCACCAAGAAAAGUAAAAAUUCUUUGAGUUCUGCUGGGAAAUAUAUUUUUGUUUUACUGUUCUAUAUGUACUUUUUUAUAUGUGUGUGUAAUAUGUACAUUUCCAAUAAAAGUAAAAUGUUUUAAAUUA